AAAUUAAAUGAAUCGAAAAAUAAAAAGUGAAAGGCAUAUUUGGGUGGUUUUAGGUUUUGACCGCAAUUCUUCUGCCUGCGGUGCAAGAAAAUCCUCGUGGAGGCAGAGGAUUGUACCUCGAAUAUGGUCUGGAAUAGAAUUGGAUCCGUGAACCGCCUCCUCCCUGCCAACUGCGCGCACAAGUCAUAGUAGAAAGUGCAGCACCGUCUUUUACAGCUUAUGCCUUGUUCUUCCGUAAAUGUUCGUAGAUUUUUCUUCUCAUCUUCCAAUUCCAGUUUCCUUCCCAUUUUAGCCAAACAUGGCAGAUAAUCAAGAACCAAUUUUGAAUAAGGAUGUAAAUACUACUGCAAACUCACUACUGCUGAAACUCAAGAACUGGCAGUGGUGGCUGGUGGUGGCAAUCAAUAUUUUCUUCCUUGUUGUAGGCCAAUCUGCUGCUGUUCUUCUGGGUCGACUUUAUUAUGACAAAGGUGGAAAUAGUAAAUGGAUGGCAACUCUUGUUCAGACUGUUGCCUUCCCAAUUCUUUACAUCCCUCUGUUUUUACUUUCUUCCUCCCAAGAGUCUUCAACCUCUGCCACCUUGCCGUCCAUUAGAACUCUUGCCUUGAUCUAUUUCUUUCUUGGAGUACUUAUAGCUGGUGAUAACAUGCUGUAUUCUACUGGAUUAUUGUAUCUCUCUGCCUCUACAUAUUCUCUCAUUUGUGCAUCCCAGUUAGCUUUCAACGCUGUUUUCUCAUACUUUAUCAAUUCUCAGAAGUUCACUUCCUUAAUUCUUAACUCUGUAGUUGUGCUUUCAUUUUCUGCGGCACUUAUUGCAGUCAAUGAUGACUCAGAUGGUCCGGCAGGAGUCUCUAAGUGGAAAUACAUCAUUGGCUUCCUUUGCACUCUCGGUGCUUCAGCAAUAUACUCUCUUCUGCUUUCACUCAUGCAAUUGUUCUUCCAAAAGAUUAUUAAAAAGGAAACAUUUUCUGUGGUAUUAGAAAUGCAAAUUUACACAUCGCUUGUUGCUACUUGUGUUUCUGUCAUCGGGCUUUUUGGCAGCGGGGAAUGGAAGACUUUGCAUGCAGAAAUGGAGGGUUUUGGUUAUGGAAGAGUGUCUUACAUUAUGACCCUGUUUUGGACAGCAGUGAGCUGGCAGGUUUGUUCUGUUGGUGUUGUAGGAUUGAUUUUAUUGGUAUCUUCUCUGUUCUCCAAUGUAAUAAGUACUCUUGCCUUGGCUGUAUCACCUAUUGCUGCUGUGUUGGUAUUCCAUGACAAGAUGAAUGGUCUGAAGAUAAUCGCGUUGCUUAUGGCUUUUUGGGGCUUUGGCUGUUAUACCUACCAGAAUUAUCUUGAUGAUUCUCAGGCGAGGAGAGCACAACAUGAUGCUAAUGAGACACAUCGUGAUUCUUUAUGUUGAUAACUUAGAAAUUGGUAUCAAUACCCUUUGUGAUUCUUUGUUGAGGUCUUCGGUAAUAAUUUGCCGCAUGUUUUGAACUGGUAAUGCUGCCAUAGGCUACCAGUUUAUUUGUUUUGUUAAGACCCGUUUUAUUUAUAAGGUACGUUAGGCCUCAAUUUGAUGAGUCUGUUGCCCAAUUACAGUACAGACAAUCAUAACUUGGAUGUCGUCACAUGAAGUGACUAAUACUUUGUGAUAUUGUAUGAGUUGGAUCUUAGAACUUGAGUUUAUCCUUUUGAUUGUAUGUGAAUAGAACAUUUGGUUAAAUAUUGGGAUUAAAAACUGAUGAUCAGAAAUGUGCGGAUGAAAGCUUCGUUUUGGCUUGGAGCAUGCUCCUGUUGCUUAAGGCCUAAAGCUGAUCGAUAAGAAAUGUGGGGCUGUGUAAUACGAGAAAGCCAUUCUAGAAACUAAACGUCCACAGCUUGAACAAAUUCAGAAUCCAAGGCAAGUGAAGUAUGUUACUGGCAGAAGUCUGCUAGUUUGCCAGUUAAAUGUCAUGUCUGUCUUGUAUUCAGACAAAGGGGCAACGGCAAAACCGCAAAAGUUUCAGGUAAUAUGGGACAAAAUUUCUUUGAGCGUGUACGGUGAAUCUGCAAACUACGCCUGAUGGAGGAAUUAUUAAAGCCUGUUGGGGUUGAAAAGGAAAAUACCUUUUUAUUUGUGAAACUGAAGAGUAAAGACAAGCAGUCACAUGAUUGCUACUUAAACGUUGAAACGGCAUUUCCUUGUAAGCUUCUUUACAUUUAAGUUUGGAUAUCUAGAUUAUUUUUUUCCA
This is a messenger RNA of Jatropha curcas, 2213 nucleotides long. Lineage: Eukaryota; Viridiplantae; Streptophyta; Magnoliopsida; Malpighiales; Euphorbiaceae. The record is from RefSeq and is a predicted model, not a curated record.